Messenger RNA from Cotesia congregata, 1863 nucleotides. Lineage: Eukaryota; Metazoa; Arthropoda; Insecta; Hymenoptera; Braconidae. The record is from the annotation of a GenBank genome assembly.
GAUGAUAAUUUUUUUAAAAAUAGAGCUACACACUUUAUUGGGAAACUUUAUAACAGUAAAUGUAUUACUUGUUCAGCUGUUCAAAAUAUAAUUGCAGAUUCCUCUGAACUUUUACAACUAAUAACAAGUCAUACCGAAGAAAAAUUAAAAAAUUUUAUUCCAAUCCAAUUUCAUUCAAAUAUUGAUAAAUGUUUAAAUUUCAAUCCUGAAUCAUUUUAUCUUGGAGAAAUAGAUGACGAUAGAAAUGUUAAUGGUAAAAUAAUUUUAACAAAAAAAAAAUGUUACGGUCAAAUAAUAUCGAUAAAAGAUGUACUUUUUCAUUAUUUUCAAUUGCCUUAUGUUUUCGAAAAAAUAACGAAAUAUGUCAAAGUUGAAUCAUCAAAAACUUCAUCACUUUAUUCUAGUUUAUAUCAAGGAAAGGUAUGGAAAAAUAUAAUGAAAUUAUACAAAAAUAAAAUUGUUAUUCCUCUGUACUUAUACUACGAUGACUUUGAGGUUUGUAACCCACUGUCUACAGCUGCAGGGAUUUAUAAAAUUGGAGGACUGUACUUCUCGAUUGCCGCUUUAUCACCUGAAUUCUCAUCUUCUGUUGAUAGCAUUUUUUUAGCUCAAUUAUUGUAUACUUCGGAUUUAAAAACAUUUGGAAAUGAGAAAUGCUUCUCUAAUGUUAUUGAACAAUUGACUGAUCUUGCAAACACAGGGGUUUCUAUUAUUAUUGACGGUGACACAAAGCAUUUAUUUUUUGUGACUGUGGGAAUAUUAGGUGAUAAUUUAGGCGUUAAUAGUAUUUUUGGUUAUAAUGAAAGUUUUGUAGCGACAUAUUUUUGUAGAUUUUGUCAAGCAUCAAAAGCAGAAUGUUAUCAACAAUGUAAAGAGGAUGUAAAAUUAUUACGUAACUGUGAAAACUAUGCAGAAGAUGUUAAAAAUUUAUCUCACGGAGUUAAAGAAUCUUGUGUUUUUGACAAACUACCAUUUUUCCAUCAUGUUAUUAAUGCUACGUGUGAUGUUAUGCAUGAUUUUUCACUAGGCGUAUGUAGGUACGAUAUGGCAAAAAUUAUUAAACAUUGUAUAGAUGAGAAAUACUUUACCUUACAACAAUUAAAUGACCGAAUAAAAUACUUUGAUCAUUCUGAAUUUGAUCACGGCAAUAAAGUAUCAACUAUAUCAAAAAACCACAUUCAAAAUGGUUGUAUAAUAAUUACAGCGGCUGAAAUGUCUUGCUUAGUAACAUAUUUUGGAAUUAUUAUUGGCGAUUUAGUUCCCUUUGAUGAUCCAGUAUGGGAAUUAUACUUGUGUUUGUUUGAUAUUUAUGAUAUUGUUAUGAGUUCAACAAUUUCCCAAAGUGAAAUAAUUCAUUUGGAGCAACUAAUAAAAUUGCACAAUCAAUUAUACAUUGAAUCUUUUUCAGAAAAUCUGAAGCCUAAGCAUCAUUUAAUAUUACAUGUCCCGUCUAUAAUAAAAAAUAUGGGACCGGCAAAUGAAUUUUCAUGUUCAAAAUAUGAAUCCUUCCAUAAGCUUUCAAAAGCACAGGCUAACAUUGUGAAUUCGCGUGUUAAUAUUAUUUGUACUGUAGCACUUAAAAUCCAACUGCAUCUUUGUUAUAAAUUUAUCAGUGAAAGUGGUUUAGAAGAUCGCAUUGAAUAUGGUGAUGUUAGUGACCUUGACAAUUAUACAGAUAAUGCUUUUUCUUUUUGGAAAAGUAUUGAAAAACACUUUGUUUCGUGGCUUAAAGUUAAUGGAACACUUUAUAAGCCUAGCUAUUUGAUUUACGUAAAAAAUGAUGAUAAUAACGACCCAGUAUUUGGUUUUAUUACUAAUAUAAUUAUUUGUAACACGAAUUAUAAUGUUUUAACCACGGUUUUU